Messenger RNA from Sardina pilchardus (European sardine), 2760 nucleotides. RefSeq names its product high affinity immunoglobulin epsilon receptor subunit gamma-like. The transcript is spliced from 5 exons. NCBI's taxonomy places the organism in Eukaryota, Metazoa, Chordata, Actinopteri, Clupeiformes, Clupeidae. The record is from RefSeq and is a predicted model, not a curated record. Gene Ontology annotation, biological process: cell surface receptor signaling pathway. Bases 122 to 388 code for a protein of 88 amino acids. Gene Ontology annotation, cellular component: Fc-epsilon receptor I complex. Gene Ontology annotation, molecular function: IgE receptor activity.
UUUCAGGCACAUACUCAAAUACACACAGACAUACACACACACACACACACACUGUUGUUCUCACAUAGACCGUACCCUAGUAUCGCUGUCUGUACUUUCAGCUGUCCAUACUCUGAGCAGGAUGAAGGUGUCGGAAGUCAUCUUGGUCUUAUCCCUCUACAUCCAUGGGGUUACUGCCAACAUGGGUGAUGAUAAACUGUGCUACAUUCUGGAUGCGAUCCUGGUCCUCUAUGGGAUUGUGCUGACGGUCCUCUACUGUCGACUGAGGAUGUCCCCAGCACCAAGUGGAAAGUCAGGGGUCCAGGCUGGAGCAGGCGAGGGCAUCUAUCAGGGAUUGACCCCCCAUGCCCAGGACACCUAUGAGACAAUCCAGGUGAAGAAGAUGUGAAGGCAUGAGAUGGACUCACCAGGAUCAGAGAGCAGAUCCACGAAGACUAGGUUUAGAGUUACCCCACCCAGACCAGGUUUAGAGUUACCCCACCCAGACCAGGUUUAGAGUUACCCCACCCAGACCAAGGUUUAGAAUGACCCCACCCAGACCAGGUUUAGAGUUACCCCACCCAGACCAGGUUUAGAGUUACCCCACCCAGACCAGGUUUAGAGUUACCCCACCAAGACCAGGUUUAGCGUUACCCCACCCAGACCAGGUUUAGAGUUACCCCACCCAGACCAAGGUUUAGAAUGACCCCACCCAGACCAGGAUUAGAGUUACCCCACCCAGAUCAGGUUUAGGCUGGGACUGAACCUGACUGAAUGGCUACCGCUGUCCUGUUGAAUCCUAUCACACUCACCCUCUCUUCCCAGUCCUUUUUACUCUACCUUUAAUUUUCUCAUUACAUACAUUUAAUGUUUAAUAUAUGGGGUUAUUAUUGCAUUUAAUAUAUGGGUUUAUUAUUCUGUCUAUUUACACUCUGUAGCUGGUGUAUACUAUUAAGGUCAAUCAUUGAAAAUGAAAGAGAUUAGCAUUCAUUAAAAUGAGCAGUCGUUCCGACUGUACAGCAUCUUAAGUUGUCAUCGCUAACGAUCAGGAAGUUAAUGUGGGUGAUCAUGUACUGUACAUACGUGUCACAAGGACGUCUUUGAAAAUAGCAUGCACUGCACAAAUUACACGCACACACACACGCACGCACACGCACACACGUAUGCACACUUUUCUUUUUUGCUUUUUGCUGUGUCAUUAACUUUAAAUCUGAAUUUUUUUGUCAUAAAGAUUGUUGAUGUGAAUACUCAACAAAAUAAAGGAAUUACAAAGAACCUGUGAAUCAUCCUAGACAACAGGGGCCGGUUGCACCAACUGGUCUUUACUAAGUCUGGUCCUAACUGCUAAGUUGGUCUUUGUUAAGACCAGUCCUUAGAAUUCAACUAAAGUCGGUUGCACCAGCAGAACUUGCGCCUGGUCUUAACUACGCCCGGUUUUAGCGAUGCGCGUCCAUGUGAAUGCCUACGGAACAAUGACAACUUGCCUGUUUUAAAGAUUAGAACUCUAUCUGCUGUCAAUCACGUCCCCCGUUCGGAGGAAACCGCUGUUAAAGUGAAUGACAUGUAGCCUAAUGCCUAAUGCGUGGCACCUAUUAACUCGCUAAAUAAAUAACUUAACAAUUACUGUAGCCUAGUUCCUUCUCAUUAUGUCAAGAAUAAGCAAAGGAGACGCAUUAUUAUCCUUUCAGAGAUAAGGCUACCAAUAGGCUGUGGCAGAACAACACUAACUGGUAGAAGCGUUAUCUGCACUGUAAAAUGCAAGUAAAAAGUUUAUGUUAUGUAAAGAGCUAUACCAUGGAAUACGGAAUAACGUCAGCCAACCAGCCACGUUGUGCUAGAAAUGCCGUAACAGGUAGCCUAGGCAAUUAUCUAACAAAUGUAACGUUAGCUUACACGGUUUAUGUUUAUGCACUAAACGUAAUUGUAGGGCGGGCUAGAUAGCCUACCUAUGCAUCUUCAAAUGUUUCCAAGCCUAUGGUUAUCCCUAUUAGGAAUGUACAAUAAGCUGUUAAUAAAGGUUUUUAAUUCGUGAAUGAUACCGAAAGCCCCUCUAAAUGAUUGCCAGGCUGGCGUAGCGAAGUGUCAACCUAAAAUGAAUGCUAGCUGACCAACAAGCGAGUAGCCUAUGGGAAUAAAAACAAUGUAGUUUGCGCUGUAGAAACGACUGUGAGAAGUGCUCAAAUGUUGGUCUUAAGAACUUACGCCUACUACUGAGUAGGCGUAAGAUCUACGCCCGGUCUUAGCGAAAAGAAUGCUUAAGCCUAGAUGGUGCAACUGGCGUAUCUAUCAGGUUGGACUUAGAACGCUGAGUUAGGACCGACGUAGCUUAAGACCGGGCGUAAGCAUGUUGGUGCAACCGGCCCCAGGAGUUCUAUGGUAUCCCAGUCAACAUCAUACAUGAAUCUUAGUCAUUUAGCUACGGUAUCCCAGUCAAAAAUUUCCAUUAAAUGUAGUAAAUGUAAGUAACUUGCAAAGUCAAAGUUAAGUCUUUAAAGGAGAAGAGGGUGACCCUAGUGUUAAGUGCUACUUAAGUGGUAUAGUGAAAUGUCACAUUUCUGAUAUGCUUUUCGACUUUUGAUUUCCUGUUCUGACAUGCUGAUAUGAUUUUUGUGCUUUAUUAUUAUUUAAGCGGAUGGUGAUAAGAAAUGGCUAUUUGCUAUGCCUGUGGGCUGUUUAGUUGUACACGAUGAGAGUGGAAACUAUGAGAGCUUUGAGCUGAGAUGUUCAGCCUGCUGUGUGUGGGUGAGUUGCUAUGUAUAUCCAAUAAACACGUUAUCUUGA